Saccoglossus kowalevskii is the source of this 1122-nucleotide messenger RNA. RefSeq names its product carbohydrate sulfotransferase 3-like. Gene Ontology annotation, molecular function: N-acetylglucosamine 6-O-sulfotransferase activity. NCBI's taxonomy places the organism in Eukaryota, Metazoa, Hemichordata, Enteropneusta, Harrimaniidae. The record is from RefSeq and is a predicted model, not a curated record. Gene Ontology annotation, biological process: N-acetylglucosamine metabolic process; sulfur compound metabolic process.
AUGGAACGACGUUUGAUGCUGUGGUUUAUUGUAUGUAUAGUGCUCUCCAUACUAACAACAUUGUUUAUGCGAUGCCUUGAUUGGAGCUAUUUAUCAUCUAAAGAUAUUCCAAUGACCGUAUCCGAGAAUAUUGAAAUACCUGCCUCCCAGAAUAUUAGGAUAACUGCAAUUAAGAAGGUCAAACCAAUUCACGUGUUAAUUAACGCUAGAAUGCGUACAGGAUCAUCUUUGACCGGUCGUUAUUUUUCUAAUCAUCCUGGAUUUAUGUACCUAUACGAACCGGAACUCGCUUUACGAAAGUCGUUUCAUUAUAAUGUAUACAACGACAGUGCAGCAAAUAUCGAGAAACUUCAAAAACCGUUCUACAAAAUUAUUGAGGGAUUUUUUGACUGUGAUUAUACAAGAUGUCCUGAACUAUUGCCUGUUAUCAACAAGACAAAGUGGAUGAAAUCAAGUAAUGGUCUCGCCCACCUUGAAGGCCCUCAGUUUAAUGCCAAACGAAUAUCUGAAAUAUGCAUGACAAAGGCUCAUCGUGUGGUGAAGACUGUGCGGAUAAAUGAUAUUUCCAAAGGUCUGGAAACGUUAAAGAAGUAUGAUGCGAAAGUCAUCCAAAUUGUAAGAGAUCCUCGGGCAAUGAUCAACUCGAGAAUAAAGUUUGAACACUUGGACACAUGUGAAAAACAGGGGAAAAGCGCGCAAAAAAUCAGUGACGCUAGUAAAAACUAUUGUAUAUGGUUAAAAACUAACAUAGACGCAGUUCGCAACGGGUCAGAGUGGUUGAAGAAACACUAUAUGAUCGUGCGGUACGAGGACCUGACUUCAAGACCACGUCAACUAGUUCUGCAAAUGUACGCCUUUAUAGGCGUGUCAGCUACAGAUGAGAUUGACAAGAUUCUGUCAAGCCAGAAAUCAAAACCAGUCAAUGCAGUUGCAUGGAGAUAUAGUCUACCCUUCAAUCAAACACGCAUUGUUCAAAAUAACUGCCAUGACGACAUAUUCGAAACUCUAGGGUAUGUGACAGUCCAUAAUAAAAACCAGCAACACAAUAAUUCACUCACUCUGAUUACGUCAUCGUCACCACAUAUUAGUAAAUUGAUCACCCUGGAGUCGGAUUCUGAAUAA